CCCACCCUCGGCCACUCCCACUCUGCUGACAUUACUGGGAAAAAUGGCGACGAGUAUACUGCGGCUCCCGCUGCGACUUUUCACCAAAAAUGCGGGGAUAAUGAGCCGUAACAACGGCUUGAAAACAUCUAACAUAUCCAGGACGACUCAAGGCAGGACCGUAGUAUCCACGCCGUCGGGGGCAAUUUUACCGAAACCGGAUAAAACACCAUUUGGACUCAUCCGCAUGACAGCAGUGGUGGUGCCUUUCCUGUAUGUGGGAACUCUGAUUAGCAAGAACUUUGCCGCUCUUUUGGAGGAGCAUGACAUCUUUGUCCCUGAAGACGAUGACGAUGAUGACUGAGCUAACUCCAGAAAAUAAAUGGGUGCUUUGCUUUACUGAGUGAGAGCACACCAGCUGGCACAAGGAAGAUGGGGCACUUUGACAUCUAAAUACAUCCCUCCACCCAUCUCCUCUCCUCUGCUAAUUAUGUUGUUUAAAUACUUUUUUUUUUCUAAAUCUCAUAUCAUGUGAGGCUAUCAAAACUACUAGUUAUGCCUUCACUCCUGUUUGCAUGUUUUGUCUGUCAACUUAAUAAAGGGAGUCGAUUACA
This is a messenger RNA of Perca fluviatilis (European perch), 593 nucleotides long. RefSeq names its product single-pass membrane protein with aspartate-rich tail 1b (gene smdt1b). Bases 44 to 343 code for a protein of 99 amino acids. NCBI's taxonomy places the organism in Eukaryota, Metazoa, Chordata, Actinopteri, Perciformes, Percidae. Gene Ontology annotation, biological process: calcium import into the mitochondrion; mitochondrial calcium ion homeostasis. The record is from RefSeq and is a predicted model, not a curated record. The transcript is spliced from 3 exons. Gene Ontology annotation, cellular component: uniplex complex; mitochondrial inner membrane.